Molecule: messenger RNA, 630 nt
Organism: Fomitiporia mediterranea MF3/22
Lineage: Eukaryota; Fungi; Basidiomycota; Agaricomycetes; Hymenochaetales; Hymenochaetaceae
Exons: 2
Coding region: 1-630 (209 amino acids)
Source: RefSeq, a predicted model, not a curated record
AUGUCUGAAGUACAGGCUGAAACAACCGUCGACCUUGAAAUCCUGGUUGACCUUGAGCAGCAGUAUGAAAUUCAAUUCAUAGUUUGGUAUUGUUCACGCAUUGGCCAAUUCACUAGAUUCUAUGACGUGGGCUACAAGGACGGCGUGGAACAUGGGAAGAUUCAUGGCCGAAUAGAAGGAAGAGAGUUGGGAAGAGAGAAGGGCUUCGAGAUGUGGGAGGAACUGGGCUUUUAUGAGGGCUUCGCAAAGUUUUGGGACGCCGCCUCGCACCGUCAGGAAGGUAAAGAUAGCCGUGUAUCUCAUAAUGCGCAGCUUCUGCUAGACCUGAUUACUCAGUUUCCGAUGGAGAACCCUGCGCAGACUGAUUCCGCAGACAUUGAUAUCCCGAAGCUCUUUAACCAAAUACGUGCACGGUAUAAGAUGCUGUGCGCCAUAAUGGGUGUCAAACCGAGUCUCAGAGUAGCAGCAGCAUCUCAAAUGCAAACUCGUGAAGAAGAAAGUGGUGCAAGCAGUACCGUGGCGGCGGCGGAGGACGGCGGAGUGAAGACGCAGGUGGUGCCAAUGAAGAAAGCCAGCGUGUGGCCGAUUGAAAGCUCCGAGGAUUCUGGAAGGGUAGACUUUAGCUUCUGA